AUGCGGCGUGUCCUUUUUUCAGCUGCUAUUUCUUUUGUCCCAAAGGCACCACUUUUCCACCGCUGUGUUCCCUCGGUGGCAACAGCGGUAUCCAUGGGUCCCCUUGUGGCAAUGGAGCAGCGACGCCUCGCAUCACACGCUGCGCUUUCCAGUGCUCUCCGUCACGAGCUGGAAGAGGAACAGCAGCGCUCCGAAAAGCCUGCAAAGCCCGAACUUCCAGCAGGCUGGACGUUGGAGCGAAAGCCCGGCCAGAUGCUCUUUACAAUGCGUAAAAAGCAUGAGGACGAGGAGAUUGUCAUCCGUUGCCUUGGUGAGGAAUCGGGCGAUGAUGAUGUCGUUUCACUCGAUUUCGAUGCAUAUAUUACGUGCAAUAACAAGGCGUUGGUGUGCCGAAUGAGUUUUGAGAGUGAGGAGGUCAUCAUGGGGCAGGUCUCCUUCCUGGAUGACGCAAAGCUGGCAUUAGAUGACUCGGUGGAGGGGAACCAGAAGCGCCAGUGGCUGUACAAGGGCCCCAAAUUGGACGAACUGGACGAACGCCUCGUUGACUCCCUGACGAGUUACCUCAAGGACCGGGGUGUGAACGAGGAUUUGUGCAGGUUCAUGGAGGAGUACUUCUUCUGGGCGGAGCAGGCAGAGUACGAGGAGUGGCUCAGUGCAAUCAACCGCUUUGUGUCGUAA
This is a messenger RNA of Trypanosoma cruzi, 678 nucleotides long. Its product is annotated as p22 protein precursor, putative. Gene Ontology annotation, cellular component: mitochondrial matrix. The transcript has a single exon. Bases 1 to 678 code for a protein of 225 amino acids. Lineage: Eukaryota; Euglenozoa; Kinetoplastea; Trypanosomatida; Trypanosomatidae. The record is from RefSeq and is a predicted model, not a curated record.